AUGGCUUCCACAACGAUUCUAGCUGCAGUCACCCUAGCAUUCUACGUCUACACAGCAGUACUCUCCUCGUUCACAGUCACUGCGACUGCAUCGCCACUUACUCGCCAUGUCUCGAGACAGCUUACUAUCCUGCUCUGUCUGGCUUUCGUGCCGUACGCAUAUAGGGACCUGUGGCCACUCUUGACCUUCACCUCAGCUCCGGCGGAUCUCAACGAGGGUCAUGCCUUGUGGUGGAGAAUCGCGCUACUAGCAGUUCCCGGCGUCAUCCUUCCGCUCAUCACACCGAGACGGCACAUACCCAUUGAAGUCAAGGGAGCCACAGUGCCGCCCACUUCAGAGCAGACCGCAUCCGUACUAUCGCUUCUCACGUACGACUUCAUUGGUGAGAUCAUCGCGCUUCCUCGCCAAAACGAAGUCAUCACUGCCAAGAUACUACCGGGACUGGCCGACUACGAUCACGCCGACGUCUUGGUCGAAAAGGGCAAAGGAAACUUGGACAUCUUCGCCGGCGCGCCCCGCCACCACCUCUUCUUUGGGAUCAUGAAGACAUUCGCCGAGGAAUACAGCGAACUCUUCUGUCUCCUGAUCUUACAGACGGUUUCAGCAUUCUUCGCGCCACUUGGGCUCAACGGGCUACUGAAGUACAUCGAGACUGGCGGCGAAGGUGCCGUGCUACGUCCUAUCGUCUGGAUCGUCAUGGUGUUCUUGAGUACAUUCAUGACCGGCGUUAUCUGGCAGUGGUAUAUCUAUGUCGUAACUGCCACGAUGGUACGGGCGCAAGCAAUGAUUACUCGCAUCGUCUUCGACCACUCAAUGCGCAUACGUCUGAACGCGGAGUCUCCAUCAAGCCAAGACGGGUCGCCUCAACGUGAACGUGCUCCGAAGGACAACUCCCUCGGCAAGAUGAUCAACCUGACCACAACUGACUUGGAUAAUGUCCUCGACGGACGCGACUUCUUGUUGUUAGUCUUCUACUCUCCUUUACAAAUAGCGCUCUGUUUGUACUUCUUGUAUUAUCUCCUCGGAUGGAGCACCUUCGUCGGCCUGGCCUUGAUGCUUCUGUCUUUGCCUGUACCCGGAUACAUCACGAAGUUCUCGCAGAAGAUUCAGCGUCAACUCGUGACUAGAACCGACGCUCGUGUGCAGACUGUGAGCGAGAUGAUGUCCGUUUUGCGCAUGGUGAAACUCUUCGGCUGGGAACGUCGUCUUGCAGACAGGGUGUCUAACAAACGCGACGACGAGUUGAAAUGGAUACGCUCACGAGAGCUCAUGAAGUUAGCGAACAGCCUAAUCAACCUUCUCAUCCCCGUCUUGCAGCUGAUAGCGACCUACGCGAUCUACACGAUCGUUAUGCGCCGCGAGUUAACUCCUUCCAUUGUAUUCUCAUCCAUCACGCUCUUCGAAAUGUUGAGAGCUCAGAUUGGCAGCAUAUUCGGUGGAUUGCCUAACAUCAUUCAAGCAAAAGUCUCGCUCGACCGACUAACAAGUUUCCUUCAUUCUGAUGGUGAACUUCUGGACGAGUUUAAGGCCAAGGAUAGCGCGCCCGCUGACCAACGCGCGCCUCUCGAAGACGAUAAAUUCGGCUUCAACGACGCGCGUUUCACCUGGGACCAUUCUUCGACGACCGCUGCCGACGGUUCAGCGGAAGAGCGGCAGUUUUCUUUGAUCUUACCGGGCAAGAUCACAUUUGAGCGCGGGUCUCUCACGCUCAUCACCGGCCCCACUGGUUCAGGCAAGACCUCCGUUCUCAUGGCGCUUCUUGGGGAGAUGCACUUCGCACCAUCGUCUCCGGAAUCUUGGUAUCAUCUGCCUCGCAACGGUGGCGUCUCAUACGCGGCGCAAGAGUCUUGGGUUCUGAACGAUACGAUUCGCGGUAACAUCGUAUUCGGCGACACGUACGACGAGGAUCGCUACAAACGGGUCAUACAUGCUUGUGCGCUGGAAACAGAUCUCCGCCUGCUUGCGGCGGGCGAUAUGACCGAAGUUGGUGAGAAGGGUAUCACCCUGAGUGGUGGCCAGAAGGCCCGCGUCACACUUGCACGAGCCAUAUAUUCCCGCGCUCAGAUCGUGCUACUCGAUGAUGUCUUGUCCGCCCUCGACACGCAGACAUCGCGUUGGAUCGUCGAUAAGUGCCUCAGGAGCGAUCUCGUUCGUGGCCGUACUGUUCUCCUCGUGACACACAACGUCUCUCUAGCCACCAAAGCAGCCGAUUACAUCCUUUCAGUUCGCUCGGGCAUGGUUGAGAACCUUGUUCGUGUUGAUCACGCAUCUUUACCGGAUGCCGCUGCGUCAGACGAGUACGAAGCAGAGAAAGAUAUUGACGAGGAUACGCUGCCUGGGGCCGACGGCGACGCACCAAAGGCUCCGGCGUCUACGUCCGACGGAAAGCUGAUCCUCGCUGAAGAGAUGGCGCAAGGCGGUGGCGUACGGGCUGCUAUGGCUAUGUUCUAUUCCGCGAUGGGCGGCCGCCUGGCCUUCCUCUUCUGGACAACGUUCCUGGCAUCCGUCGCCGCCGCCGAGUCGCUCGACGUUCUCAAGACCUUCUGGUUAGGCCAUUGGGCGGAGCAGUAUGAACGCCAUACCGUCAGCGAGGUCAACGUGACCUACUACCUCGGUGUCCUCGUGGGGAUUCUAAUCUUGUCUUUCGUCGCGUACAGCAUUGGGAUCAUCACUUACGUCUCCGGCAUCGUCCGAGCGUCAAGGAAGAUACACGGAAUGCUCAUUGACGCCGUGCUGGGGACAACAUUCAGGUGGCUAGCAGUGACCCCGGUAUCUCGCGUUAUCGCGCGAUGCACUCAAGAUAUCCGCGCCCUUGACGGCCCUGUGCCGCAAGACCUCAAGGUCUUCAUUGAGAAAUCAGCCUUGCUGCUGACCAAACUCGUUGCGAUUGUAGUCAUCUCCCCGGCAUAUGUGUUUCCCAGUCUGUUUGUCUUCGUGAUCGGCUGGUGGUGCUGCAAGACCCAUCUUCGCAUUCAGCUUCCGGUGACGCGCAUCAAGAGCGUUGUACGUGCCCCUGUUAUCGGUCACCUGGGUAACUCGAUGGCAGGUUUGGUAUCGGUGCGUGCAUAUGGGGCACAAGACGCCUUCCGGGAGGAGCUUCAUCGUCGCAUUGACGAGUACACUCGCGUUGCGCGUACCAACUUCAAUCUCAAUAGAUGGCUUUCACUACGCAUCGACUUGAUCGGCGGCUUGUUCUCCGCCGGUCUCGGCGCCUACUUGGUCUACGGUCCAGGCAGCCAGUUGAAUCUGGCCUCUACCGUUGGGUUUUCCCUGACGAUGGCUGUCGCGUUCAGUAGAACUUUACUGUGGUGGAUGCGGAUCAUCAACUCGCUUGAACUCGAUAGCAACACACUUGAACGCCUUCACGCGUACAUCGGAAUCGAACAAGAGCCGGAGCCGAAGAAAGCUAUCGCUCCACCCGCGUCUUGGCCCACGAGUGGAGAGCUAAUUGUACAAGGGCUUUCCGCGUCGUACACGCCGGAUGGACCUCGGGUGCUCCACAACCUGUCCUUCCAUGUGAAGCCGGGUGAGCGCAUCGGAGUCGUGGGUAGGACAGGCAGCGGGAAGACCAGCCUUACUCUGUCCUUGCUGCGGGCCAUAUACGCCGAAGGAACCGUUCUGUACGACGGCAUCGACACCAACGCCAUUCGCCUGGACGACCUGCGCUCCAAGAUUACCAUCAUACCUCAGUCUCCCGAGCUGUUGAGUGGGACAAUCCGCGACAACCUUGACCCCUUCGAUGAAAACGACGACGUGACGCUCAACUCAGCAUUGCGCGCAUCCGGGCUGGACUCGCUCCAAGCCGACAACGGCGAAACCGGUAGCGGUACCAUUGCCUUGGACACUCAGGUCACCAAUGGCGGCGCCAAUCUGAGCGUGGGCCAGCGCCAGAUACUGGCGUUGGCGCGUGCGCUCGUGCGCGGGAGCAAGCUGCUCAUUCUCGAUGAAGCCACCUCCUCUAUCGACCACAAGACGGACGGUGUCAUCCAGACUUCCCUACGGGAAGAGCUCGGGAGAGAUGUGACGGUCCUCGUGGUCGCUCACCGGCUGCAGACGGUCAUGGAUGCAGACAAGAUUAUGGUCCUUGAUGCUGGCCGGCUUGUUGAGUUCGAUAAGCCCGGCCUUCUACUGCAACGCGAGCAAGGAUUCCUGAAGUCGCUCGUCGAAGAGAGUGAGGAUCGCGAUACGCUAUAUGCGGUAGCUAGUCAGGCACUCGGCCAAGCCUAA
Molecule: messenger RNA, 4227 nt
Organism: Peniophora sp. CBMAI 1063
Lineage: Eukaryota; Fungi; Basidiomycota; Agaricomycetes; Russulales; Peniophoraceae
Source: the annotation of a GenBank genome assembly